Hemiscyllium ocellatum (epaulette shark) is the source of this 3815-nucleotide messenger RNA. It is a transcript of the gene zcchc10, whose product is annotated as zinc finger, CCHC domain containing 10. The transcript is spliced from 4 exons. The coding region runs from base 7 to 504 and encodes 165 amino acids. Gene Ontology annotation, molecular function: nucleic acid binding; zinc ion binding. Lineage: Eukaryota; Metazoa; Chordata; Chondrichthyes; Orectolobiformes; Hemiscylliidae. The record is from RefSeq and is a predicted model, not a curated record.
ACCAAGAUGGCGACGCCUAUGCACAGACUGAUCGCUCGCAGACAAGCAGAAGCUAAUAAACAGCACGUUCGAUGUCAGAAAUGUUUAGAAUAUGGCCAUUGGACCUAUGAGUGCACUGGAAAACGGAAGUAUCUGCACAGACCCUCAAGAACAGUGCAAUUAAAGAAGACUUUGAAAGAAAAACAAAACAAACUCGCCUUGCCACCAAGUGGACAAGGAAUUACAGAAAACAAGAUGAAGAAGAAAAGGCCUCAGAGUGUUAGUAGCAGCAGCAGCAGUACUUCAUCCACUGAUUCAUCUUCAGAUAGUGAAACAUCAUCCAAUUCCUCCACAUCAGAGAGCAGCAGCAGUGACGAUGAAAGUUCUUCAACUGACAGCUCCUCAUCAUCCUCAACAACAUCAUCCAGUGAAUCAUCUUCCUCUGAUUCAGAUUCUGACUCUAGUUCCAGUAGUAGUAUUAGCAGCUCUGAGGAAGAGCCACCAAAAAAGAGGCGGAAAUCGUGACAUUGUGACUUUGAUUUGUGACAAUUUCAAAUCAAUGAUUUCUUUCAUUCAAAACUCUAGAUGUAUUCAUUUUAAGGCACUUAAACCAAGAAACUAAUUUCUCAUAUUUGGAAUUCACAUAGACAAACUAUUGACCAGAUGUGCAGUACGUGGCCAACGCUUGUCUGCAUAUUUGAUCUGUGGUCCUUUUCCUUUAAAAGUGUAUAUAUUUUUCUCUACAGUGUACAUGGUGUUUCUGUUAUCUGAACUCUAGUAAUUUAGGGGGAGAACAUGCAGACACCAAAGUAGUCAGCUAUCAAAACUGUAAGAAAUAAAUCUCUGGACUGCAGAAUCACCACCAGACAGUAGGCUAAAUGGCCUCAUUUAUUGGUCGAUCCUUUGAAAAAGUUAUUCACUUGGUUCUUUAAUCUGUGCUGUUUUCUAUUUGUUUUCUUUUUGGAUGUUUAUCUGUUUCUCUUUAAAUGUAGUUAUGGAUUGUCCUUCUAUCAGUGUUUAUUGGUCUAUUUGACAUGUAAGCGAAUGUAUAGAUAUUAAAAGAAAAAUUGCCAAAGUUUUCCAAUUGUUCUUUAAGUGGUUAACUUUAAAUUGUUGAUUUGUCGGUUAAUGGAAUUAAUUUUUCUUAAUUACCUGAUCAAAAUUUUUUAAAUGAAUGGAUUCCUGAAAUCUGAGAUAAAACUAAACAUAUCAGGGAAAAAUCUCACCAGGAUUGGUAGCUUCUGUGUUGCAAGAAAAAUAAAGGUAAUGUUUCAUGUCUAUGACCUUUCAUCAGAACAAGGAAAAGUUACAAAUGUCAAUAGGUUUUAAGCAAGAGAUGGGUGGGGCAAGGACAAAAGAAAGAUCUGUGAAAGGGUGGAAGACAGGAGAGAGCAAAUGACAAAAGAAGUAAUCCUCCAGAUGCUGAUGGGGCACACUUUUUUGAUUCUUUUCUUGCCUCAUCGCUAUUCCCUUUGACCCUGGAGAUCUGACUUUUCUGACAAUCCGUGCUGUCUAUCACACACCUUCCUUUUGUCAUUGUCCAACUUUCUGAUUUUUUUUCUCUCUCUCAAUUUUUUUUCCACCAUUUCUUAUUUACAAUAGUAUUCUCAUCCCCAUGAUUCUUGUUUCCUUUUCUUGUUGUUUUAAACCAUAAAUACAUCAAACAAAAAUGGACAUGAGGCUGUUUAAUCACCAUUUUGAACUAGAAUCAGUGCAUUUUUCCCCUCCUUAUUUAGCCGUAAAGGUAACAGGUAUUAGAAAUAUUUUCAGUUGUCCAUAGUGAAUCAAGCACUAUACAGUAAAGAAAAAUUGAAUGUCUACAUUCAGAGAGAAAUAGAACUUCAUUUAUAACUAAACAAUCAAUUAGCUGCCUGCAGAGGUAUAUUGAACAUAAUUUUCCAUAAAGUGUCAAUUUUUAAAAAUGAUAGCAUUUUAAAAUUAAAUAAUUCCAAACAUGGCCAUCCUGAAUUUCAAUGCUGUGACUGCGCUCCUUUUAAACAUAAUAUAUUUACCUGCAUUUUUAAGUAUUUCACCUUGUUAUUCAUGCUUCCUUUGUACACUGUUAAAGAUCAAUGCCUUGAGUAGUGUGUUGACCAAUGCUGCAGGUAAAACAAACAUCUAGUAUAAUAGUUCAUACAAAGAUAUCAAAACAUAAUUACAGCCACAAGGUAUGGCUGUAUAUUAUAUGUUUGAAUACUGGAACUUAGUGUUUUCAUAAAAGUACUAUUAGUUUUCAUAAUCUGAAGUAUGAUGUGAGCACAGAGGUUUAUUUUAAUCGAACGUUUUUUUUUUCAAUGUUUCUUUUUUAGUAGGUUUCUCCUCCAUGUCCUUAUGCUCUGUCUCAUUUGUAUCCUCUGCAUCUUGAUAUAUUUUUGCCAAGAUGGAAAAUAUUUAUCCUGUCUCAUUUCUGUGCCGCAUGAAACAAACUUGGGUUUAUGAUUUUACUCUUAGUUGCUGUUGGCCAGCCUCCUUGAGUUAAUGGCUCCCUUUAGUAAUACUCCUGUGGUCAAAAACUCCGGUGAAUUACUGAUACUAAUCUAUUUUCUCCUAUUCCCUGAUUGUGCUAAAUUAGCAUCUUAAUGUAAUAAUGCUAAUUUGGCCUAGUUUUCAGGAUGCUAUUUGGCCUUGCAAAAUGUUCUUGGAUUUUAUAACAAAGAGUCAUAGUUUAAGUGAUUUUCAAUAUGCAUAAAUUUGGGCACUUGUAUGAUGCAUUAUACAUCAAAUUAAGACAGAAGUCUGUUUUCAUUUACAUUGCUUUGUAUAAAGUUGGUUUGUUAUAAUUUGUAAAUCGCUGAAAAUUUACUAUUUAAUCUACCUAACCAGUUUGAUGAAAUGAUCUAUUUCCUAACUCAUUAUUGAAACCUAAAAAUGUUCAAAAGUAUUAAACUUUAACUAAGAUAAUUGCUUCACAAUUUUCCAUAAAUAUGUGCGUAUUUUACAGGACUUAUUUUGAAGCUGCCCAGCUCCCUAUUCUUGGGAGCAGCCUUGUCUCUGUUUUGCCAUGUAGCUGAUUCUUUUCUGCCAAACUGUGUUGCUGCAUGCUUCGACAAGUAAGGUGUGUUUUUGCAAAAUUCGUUUUCUUUAUUCUGUGCAGUUUAGGCAUGAGAAUGUGUCACCAGCAGCGAAAUUAUGAAGAGGCAUGAAAUGUCUUGUCAUUGGUGUGAUUUGAAUCAUUACCUUCUUAAGACCUGAAUACUGAAAGCUUCUGUAUAUAAUUAUUAUAUGAAAAUAUUGUAUUUUUACAUUUGCUUUUGUGAAUUUAUGCAUUGAGAAUUUUAAAUCUCUUUCUCUAAAAUAUUUCCUCUUGCAUGUUACAGUACCUUGGCUGCAGCAAUCUUUUGUGAACUUUUGACAAAGUUAACACUAUGCCCUGUUGAGCCUGAACAGAGUGUUCAUAGGUUAUAAAAUUGGGUAAAGGGAAACAGUAGGCAACACAAGCCAAAAUUAUUCUAUUCUUGAGCAACAUUGUUCUUGGAACCAUUGAGAUGGCCCCACAUCUUGUCUGUGUCAUCCAACUCAACACACUCAAACGAACAAUCACAAGAUCAUUUUAAUUUAAACUGCUUCAUUUUACAGUGUAGUGAAUUUAUUGACUCAUUCAAGCAGUGUAUGAAAGCAAAUGUUUUAAAAUAGUUUAUACUUGCUUUAGUUUUUGGUGAUGUGGGCCCUUUUUUAAAAUCAUUGUAUAUCAUGUUUGUAUUAUCUUUAAAUGGAGGGACAGCCUAUAACUUAUUUAAAGCACUGUGCAGUAAAAUUUCAUCAACAUUGGCUUUUUUUUGUAUGUUACACUGUUUGUCUAAAUCAAAUUUUCAUAUUUAUAUAAAUCUUUUAAAAAG